Messenger RNA from Dovyalis caffra, 240 nucleotides. The record is from the annotation of a GenBank genome assembly. NCBI's taxonomy places the organism in Eukaryota, Viridiplantae, Streptophyta, Magnoliopsida, Malpighiales, Salicaceae.
AUGCAUCAACCUCCUGCGAUUGCGGAUGGCGGAGGUAUUUUACAGACACUUUGCGAGAAAUUGCAAGAUGAGCUAAAUCAACGCGAUCAAGCGAUAAAGCAUCUCAAGGACUUGCUGGAAGCUGUGCAGAGAAAGAGCAAGAAAAUUGAUUUUCUCAUCUUUUAUACAGCAAUAGAAGCUGACGAUUUGAGGGCAUCAGAGGUGGUUUUGAACGACAGUGCUGAGGUCCAGAUGGAAUAA